Messenger RNA from Macrobrachium nipponense, 1015 nucleotides. RefSeq lists its product as uncharacterized. The record is from RefSeq and is a predicted model, not a curated record. The coding region runs from base 121 to 618 and encodes 165 amino acids. Lineage: Eukaryota; Metazoa; Arthropoda; Malacostraca; Decapoda; Palaemonidae. The transcript has 4 exons.
CGGAUAUAUAAGCCCCGAGAAGCUUUGGAACUCUAAGCAUUGAUCAGGGAUUCUUCUCUCGGGACACGUUGUCUCUGUUACCUCAGGUACAAACGCUCACUUCAAGCCAGACCGUCAGCCAUGACUACCACCACGACCGUCACUAUUGGGGCUGCACAGCUUGCCGGCGCGGUAGGCCUAGGCAUUGCCAGUUUAGCUGCUCAAGCAAUUGUAGGCUCAGUCGUUGGCGGGAGAGGAGGCGGCCGCGGCGGCGGGAGCCGCAGGGGGUCCCAUAACCGCUACGGUCGUGACUUGAAGGACGAGAGAGAAGCCCUGGACAACCUGCUGGAGAUGGUCUUCCUUCAGGACGGAACUGGUUGCGGCAUGAAGCUUGUCUGCGACCUGGCCGGGAAGGAAGAAGACGAGCUGGUCGGGGAGGACCUCAAUAUACUGGCACUCGUUGGGCCUGGAGUGCCACCUGGAGAGGGCCUAUUACCGAAAAGUGGCGCCGAUGUUUAUAGGAAUGCCAGGUACAUUGGAGAAACUGGUGCCCCUUGUGACAAGAUUUUCGCCUCCUGCCCCAUGAAUGGCACCGAAAUUAGGGGAAUUACUCAGAAAUUCUUGCAUUUGGGUGCUUGAUGGGUUGGGGGAGAGAGAGAGAGAGAGAGAGAGAGAGAGAGAGAGAGAGAGAGAGAGAAUCUAUAGUAUUUGAGAAAAAUUGUCAUGCUCUAAGUUUCUGUUAUGAAUCCACAUGGCUGGAAUUUUAUGUGAAUUUAUUGGUUGUGUGUUUGUAUGUGUAUGUGCGUUAGUGUCUGUGUCUGUUUGCUUUGCAUAUGUAUAUGUAUUUCGCAUAUAUAUCGAUUAAUCUUAAACUAAUUACUGAAACCACGCAGCAUGGUCAAAUAACUAACUAAAAUACAUCCUUCCUUCUCUCAUACUAUCAUGGAACCUUUCACACAUAAUCAUGGCCAUUCAUUAUACAGUGUACUAUUUACGAAAUUAUAUUUACACGAAUGACGAAUCUAACUAAUAAAAU